CUCCAUGUGUUUUUGCCAGAAGUCCGGAGACUUUCCAGACUUCCCCCCUCUGUCCGGGCAGCGGGAGUCAGAGAGCCGCAGCGGGACUUUGAGGUGCAUCAUGUGGGCUGGGAUGACGGUGAGGACCGGGGGCUCGGUGCUCCGGCUGCGGGCUUCCAGGGACGGGCUGCGGGGCUGCGGGGCCGCGGGUCCGGGCAGGAGGCAGCAGCAGAGGCAGGCUUCUGGUUCAGAGGCUGCUCUGAAGAAGACUCCUCUGUUCGACUUCCACCGGCAGCAGGGAGGGAAGAUGGUGGAGUUUUCCGGCUGGAGUUUGCCGGUGCAGUACAAAGACAGCCACAUCUCCUCACACAUGCACACCAGAGAACACUGCUCCAUCUUCGACGUCAGCCACAUGCUGCAGACCAAAGUCCACGGCAGAGACCGGGUGAAGUUCAUGGAGUCUCUGGUGGUUGCAGAUAUCGCAGAGCUCAAGGACAACCAGGGUUCCUUGUCUCUCUUCACCAACGACCAAGGAGGGAUCAUGGACGACCUCAUCGUGACAAAGACUGACCAGGGCUACCUCUACGUCGUCUCCAACGCCGGCUGUGCCGACAAGGACUCUGCUCAUAUGAAGGCCAGACUGGCAGAGUUCAAAGCUGCAGGUUUUGACGUUGAUCUGGAGUUCCUGGAUGAAGCACUGAUCGCUCUGCAAGGUCCCAGCAUGUCUCAGGUUCUCCAGAAGGGGCUGAAGGAUGACCUCAGGAAGCUGACCUUCAUGACCUCCACGCUGGCCACGGUGUUUGGUGUUCCUAACUGCAGAGUGACUCGCUGUGGGUACACCGGAGAGGACGGGGUGGAGAUCUCGGUGCCUAAAGGCAGAGUGGUUGAACUGACGGAGAAGCUGCUGACCAACGGGGAGGUGAAGCUGGCCGGUCUGGGAGCCAGAGACAGUCUGAGGCUGGAGGCGGGGCUCUGUCUCUAUGGCAACGACAUCGACGAGACCACCACACCUGUAGAGGCCUCCCUGGUCUGGACCAUAGGAAAGCGCAGACGUCAGACCAAAGACUUCCCCGGCGCCAACAUCAUCGUACCUCAGAUCAAAGCCAAGGCAGACAGAAAGAGAGUCGGCCUGGUGUCCUCCGGUCCUCCGGUCCGUCAGCAUACCCCCAUCCUCAGCCCUGAUGGCACGGUCAUCGGUGAGGUGACCAGCGGCUGCCCGUCUCCCUGCCUGAAGAAGAACGUUGCCAUGGGUUACGUGGACGCAGCGUUCGCAAAGAACGGAACAAACAUCCAGGUGGAGGUCAGGAAGAAAGCCGUACCGGCCAUCGUCAGCAAGAUGCCCUUUGUUCAAACCAACUACUACUCUGGAUAAGAGAUGCACUCAGAUGGUUCCAUGUUUAUCAAUGCUGCCCCCUUCUGGUUACCUCCAGCAGUGCACAACAAUACAUAGUCAGCACAUCUCUCUGGUGAGAGAAAACAAUCCAAAACUAUAAACUUUAAAGCAAUAAAGUCUGAGUGCAGCACAUUAAGGCCAUAAAAUUUAGAGCGGAAUAAACCCGAUUAAAGAACAGGAGGUCAGAUAUUAUACAAAGACUUUGUAAAGUGUGUCAGUAUUGUGUUUAAGAAAAGCAUUACCAUGAUUCCAUUACUAUGGUUCCACCUGUGGAUGGAUGUGUAGAGAAUCCUCAGCAGCUUACAUGUUCCCAGCAGUAACCUGAGGAUGUUUGUAAGAUUCCACUUUAUAGAUGCAGUUAAUAGAUGCUCCAUUAAUGCGGUUCAUAGACCAAGUUUUUCUUUUUCUAGUUUAUAAGAAGCUUAAACUGAAACAACUCGCUGCACUUUUAGCCAAACCUGCUAAAGUGCGGCUGUAGUUCCAUUAAAUUCUGGCAUUUAAUUAACCUUAAGUCAUAGAAUAAACAUGAUCGAAUUUCCAUUUGUCACCACUGGACCAAAACAAGAUUCCAAUCUGCCUCUUUGAUGUGAAACCAUCACAUGCCUGCUUUUUUUGUUUAAGUCUUCUGGUUGUUUUUGAAUACUAUAGUAGUAACAGCUUGAUUAAAGCAGGUAUAAUUGUAUAAAUAUAUAAGAGGUAGUAGAACAGGCUCAGCUUGUUUUCCUCCAAACAAACCUGUCAGGUUAGUUUGUUAUUUUUGCUCUUGGAUUGGUCAAAAUCUUCAACAGUUUCUCAGAUAUUUCAUGACAUAAUAACACGUCUAACUUUAAAAGAGAAGUUUACACUACAUGUGGUAUAAUAAUAGUCUUACUUGAAAUCUUAAUGACACUUUAGCUGUAAUUACGUUGUUUAUGUAUUUAAUUUCUUUUUGAGAUUAGGACACUGUGAGUCUUCAGAAAUAACACUACUGAUUUAUGAGUUAAAGCUACACUGUGUGUGAACUUUAAUGUUGAGCUGAAUGUUGAUGUAAACAGGGUAAAUAAUAUUUUCUAUUUGAUUCAAAUAACAUCUUUUCUUUAAUAAAAGACAUUUCCUAUCUAA
Molecule: messenger RNA, 2473 nt
Organism: Acanthochromis polyacanthus (spiny chromis)
Lineage: Eukaryota; Metazoa; Chordata; Actinopteri; Pomacentridae
Gene: amt
Product: aminomethyltransferase
Exons: 9
Coding region: 5-1351 (448 amino acids)
Biological process (GO): glycine catabolic process
Cellular component (GO): mitochondrion
Molecular function (GO): protein binding; aminomethyltransferase activity
Source: RefSeq, a predicted model, not a curated record